Molecule: messenger RNA, 2388 nt
Organism: Kwoniella botswanensis
Lineage: Eukaryota; Fungi; Basidiomycota; Tremellomycetes; Tremellales; Cryptococcaceae
Exons: 9
Coding region: 1-2388 (795 amino acids)
Biological process (GO): regulation of transcription by RNA polymerase II
Cellular component (GO): nucleus
Molecular function (GO): DNA-binding transcription factor activity, RNA polymerase II-specific; RNA polymerase II transcription regulatory region sequence-specific DNA binding
Source: RefSeq, a predicted model, not a curated record
AUGAUAGUGGAGAUCACCCUGCUGUUAUUGUUGAUACUCAUCGCAGCUCCUUUGGUGGGUGAAGAAGAUCGAGUGAGGUGCGAAUGUGAUUGUUCAUGUAGUAGAAAAUAUCAUUUGAAUUCGAGUUACCCAGAAGUACUAGAUGAUGGGAAUGAUGGGAUUUCAGAGAAUAAAUCGCGACAACGACUUGAAGACAAGGACAGUCAAGCAGGAACAGAAGGAGGACAUGAACAAGAACCUAUUUAUGUAGGUGGUGGUGGUGGUGGUUUUGAAGGUGAAGGGUGGAAUGACCGAUCAAAGCCUUACUCGGAAAGAUCGUUAAACGCUGGUAACAGGAAAGAUCAUUCGAACCGACCCAGACCCCCUCAUUUGGACCGUUCGGUUCCGGAUCGAAAAUCACCAUAUAUUGUCACCAAUAGCAGCAGAAAGCGAAAAGAUAAUUAUUGGUGUGCACCUUGUCAGAGAUAUUUCGUCGAUUCACUCGCCCUUCAGCAGCAUCAGGUCGCGCUUCAUUCAGCAACUACCACCAUCAUGUCUUCAUCAUCAAGAAAUCAAGUCCCUCGGAAUGGAAGAUCGUUGAUCCCAGAGGUCAACCACUCUGUCGUCGUCUGCGAAGUAUGUUCAGAAGAACUCCCUAAUGUCACCGCUUUAGAUAUGCAUAAAGUCAGUCUUCAUCCUUGGUCGAUCUUCUGUCCAGAAUGCUUGAUCCGAUUCCGACAUGCUCAAGAAGCCCACUUUCACUAUCGACAGAUCCACCAUGCAAAAUCGGCUAAUCCCCUUCACAUUGAUACAAUGUUAGGACUUAUCAAAGGGAAUCAUCUGAUUCAUCCGUCCCUUCGAACACUUCCCUUGACUCUUCAACAAUAUCGGCCGCAUCACACAGUACAGACCUUCCCUACCCAUACUAUCCAAAAUUACUACGAGUGUGAGGAAUGUAACAUGGUUUUUGGACAACCUCAGGAACUAGAAGCGCACAAAGCUACCCCUUUGGUACACGGUGGCAGGAUAUACGAAGCAGAUGAUUUUCCACCUCUUGGUUCGACCGCCAAACCUUCGCCUUCACCUUCACCUUCCGUCACUGACCCGUCUCCAGAUGCUCUUGCUGUGGAAGCAAACCUUACGGUAUGGGGCAUGCCGAGCUUCACCCUGGAUGAGAAGAAGUCAAAUACAAUGAAAGAAGAAGUUUGGACACCACAGGCUAGACUUACACCUGAGCCUGAUUCUUCCCAUGAUACCGCUUCUUCAAGCGAAGAUGGCAAGUCCACCGACGAUGUGCUGGAAGAUCAGAAGGCCGAGCGAGUGUCGUCUGAAACGAAUUACAACAUGGAAGUAGUUGAUGCGGACAGGGCGGAUCUAGUGAGAUCGGUCUUGGCUUCUAAAGAGUUAUCUAACAGUGAUACUGCGAGCUCCAAUUUGAAGGAAGAAGAAAAGAGUCAAUCCGAUAACAAUGAAAUUACUGGUACCAUCAAGCCAAUCGAACCGAACUCAGGCCCCGGAGAAGCAAACCCACUUGGACCAGCCGAAGACAGCACGAAUUUCGCCGAAGCUAUCGUUACAGACGAUACAAGUCAAGUGCAGGAAUUCAACAAAAUCACUUCUCAAGUGGAACUUACACCCUAUGCCAAAGCUGCACUUGCAUCGGCUCACAAGAUCAGCGAGUAUCCGCCGCCUGAAAUGGAUGAUGAGGAUAACGAGAAAUAUGAAAAUGAUUCACCGGAAGUAAUUGGUGGGAUCGAAUGUCAUGUACCCUCAUUCGCUCUAACUGUCUCGCCGCAGAAAAAAACGACUUCAUUCGGUUCACCACCGCUUUCACUCGAUUCUACGCCACCUCUGACCCUCUCAGGAGACAGUUCAAGCUCCUUGAAUGGAAGCCUGGUACUUGAGGAAGAGGAUGAUGCAUGGGCAGCGUCCCAAGAGGUAUACACCAACGCGCAUUCGCAUAAUCGACAGACCUUCUCCUUGGAUUUAUGCGCGACGAACAAUGGGAACAGACCGAAACCGAAGUCGUAUUCGGAAAGCGGUAGUAGCAGUAAUGGAUCAAGACAAUCUAGAAACAGGAACAGAAGAAGUGAAAGAAGCUGUAAUACCAGAAGAGAAACUUACCUUACACCUUCUCAAAGGGAAGUUUACGGUUACGGUUUCAGCAGGAACGAAAGAAGAGAUUCAAGUUCAUCUUCAUCCAGAUCCAAAGCUCCACCUCAGGCACCCCUCCAACCUAUGUUCGAGAGUGAAUGGUCAACUAUCACGCCGAUGUCUUCAGGUAAUAGGAGCAUGGGAGGUAGGAUCAUAAGGGGAAGUCCAUGGGAGGCCAGUAGAAGGGAAGCGGAGGAGAGGAAUAGGCUAGUCAGUGCUGGUGGAAGUGAAGAGGAUAUGUAUGGAGGUUGGUGA